AUGAAGUUGUUCACCGGUCUCGCUUUUGCCUCUGCGGCCUUUGCUGCCUAUUCCGAUACCUGCAUUGGUGUGGAUUCCGCUAAUUGCGAUGGAACCUGCUCUGCUCAACUUGAGACCUGUGCUCCAGCAGGUGGACUUACUAGUUCUGAUUUGGCCUGUUGCACCGCCGCUGAUGCCGAUUACGUCUGUGGCGCUAACUUGUGCGGCAAUUUGCCAUCUGCAAACUUUAACCAGAUUGCUUGCUGCGCUGACUCUGCCGAGCCCGAGGUUCCCGGUAUUCCAACUGACGCUCCAGUUGAGCCAACCGCCGAUCCAAACGUCCCCACUGAGAGCUCAACCAUUGAUCCAUCUCAACCAACUCAACCCACCGAUGCCGCCUCUUCCACUAUGUCCCCAACAAGUGGUGCCACUGGAACAACAACAGAAACUACAACUGAAUCUGGUGCCAGCUCCGUAGUUAUGGCCUCUGUUCUCGCGCUUUUGGCUGUUUUCUACCACUAA
This is a messenger RNA of Oikopleura dioica, 501 nucleotides long. Lineage: Eukaryota; Metazoa; Chordata; Appendicularia; Copelata; Oikopleuridae. The record is from the annotation of a GenBank genome assembly.